UGCUGUUAUAUGUCUUAUUUUAAGUUUAAAAAAUACGUAUAAUUAAAGUACAUAGUAAUAAAAAAAAUCUGUUUGCCGCUCAAAAUUAGAAUAAUCAUGUUUUCAAAAGUCAUAAUUAACAGCUCUUUGAAUUUGCUAAAAUGUACGAUCCAGAAGACGACAAAUAGAAAUAUAGGUCUUAUUCCCAUAGUAGUAGAACAAACAGGAAGGGGCGAACGAUCUUAUGAUAUUUAUUCUCGAUUAUUAAAAGAAAGAAUAAUAUGCUUGAUGGGACCUAUUCAUGAUGCUAUGAGUUCACUGAUUGUUGCUCAGUUAUUAUUUUUACAGUCCGAGUCAUCUAAUAAACCUAUUCAUUUGUAUAUAAAUUCUCCAGGCGGUAGUGUCACAGCAGGACUAGGAAUAUAUGAUACAAUGCAAUAUAUUUUACCCCCAAUAGCGACAUGGUGUGUUGGACAAGCUUGCAGUAUGGCAUCUCUAUUACUAGCAGCUGGUUCUCCAGGAAUGAGGCACUCACUACCAAACGCUCGCAUCAUGAUCCACCAACCAUCGGGCGGGGCACAAGGUCAGGCAACCGAUAUUCAAAUUCAAGCUGAAGAAAUUUUGAAACUGAAGAAACAAAUUAAUCAGUUGUAUGUUAGACAUACUGGACAAGAACUUGCAUUAGUCGAAAAAAGUAUGGAAAGAGAUAAAUUUAUGAGUCCUGAGGAGGCAAAAAUUUUUGGUAUAAUAGACAAAGUUUUAACAAGACCUCCAAAAGGAAACGUAGCAACGGAAGAGGUCAUAAAAGAAAUUUCCCCUGAAAGUUAAUUUUUUGUGUUUGUUUUACGUAUUGUUAAAACCUUUCUUAAUAAUAAAGUAAAAUUAAAUGUG
Anoplophora glabripennis (Asian longhorned beetle) is the source of this 870-nucleotide messenger RNA. Its product is annotated as ATP-dependent Clp protease proteolytic subunit-like. Bases 97 to 807 code for a protein of 236 amino acids. Lineage: Eukaryota; Metazoa; Arthropoda; Insecta; Coleoptera; Cerambycidae. Gene Ontology annotation, cellular component: endopeptidase Clp complex. Gene Ontology annotation, biological process: protein quality control for misfolded or incompletely synthesized proteins. The record is from RefSeq and is a predicted model, not a curated record. The transcript is spliced from 4 exons. Gene Ontology annotation, molecular function: ATPase binding; ATP-dependent peptidase activity; serine-type endopeptidase activity.